Messenger RNA from Hyalella azteca, 1678 nucleotides. RefSeq names its product putative glucosylceramidase 3. NCBI's taxonomy places the organism in Eukaryota, Metazoa, Arthropoda, Malacostraca, Amphipoda, Hyalellidae. Gene Ontology annotation, molecular function: glucosylceramidase activity. The record is from RefSeq and is a predicted model, not a curated record. Gene Ontology annotation, biological process: glucosylceramide catabolic process.
CUUGUGGACACUUCAAUGACAUACCAGACAAUCCUUGGCUUCGGUGGUUCCUUCACCGACGCCGCAGGGCAGAAUAUAAAUUCUCUGUCCAGCGAGACCAAGGAAUGGCUCUUGAGAGCUUACUGGGCGCCAGAAGGGAUCGAAUAUGGUGUUGGCCGCGUGCCGAUUGGCGGAAGUGACAUGUCGCCCCGAGGUUACACGUUGGACGAUGUCGAAGGCGACGUCGAACUCGUUCACUGGUCCCUGCAGCCUGAAGACUACAACUACAAGAUCCCAAACAUGAAGCGAGCCCGGCAGCUGAGCGAGCAGGAGGUACUGAUAUUCGGCUCCCCAUGGUCUCCUCCCACUUGGAUGAAGAGCAACAAAAUGUUCAACGGAACCGGCUACCUCCUACCUGAGUACUGGCAGCCCUACGCCAACUACAUCGUCAAGUGGGCCCAAGCUUACGAAUCGGAAGGUGUUCCUUUGUGGGGUCUCACUCCCCAAAAUGAACCACUGGACCAGGAGGAGGAUUGGAAUAUCAACUCGUGCCGCUGGCACCCGGACGAGAUGAGGGAUUGGACCAGAGACUACUUGGGACCAAGUCUCGAGGCCACAGGAUACGGCAGGCUCAAGAUGAUGGCUUGCGACUUCAACCGCUACACUUUGCCAUACUACGUCGAGCCUUGCUUCACUCACCCUGAGUGCAGCAAGUACGUAGAUGGCGUGGCUGUUCACUGGUACGGCGACAGAACUGAGUCUCCAGACCUUCUCCUCGAGACCCGGGACUUGGACCCGACCAAGUUCAUCCUCUACAGCGAAGCUUGUCACGCGACGAUGUGGGGACCCGACGGAGAAUUCAUCCCCCUAGGGGACUGGGCCCGCGGCGAGGAUUACUUGCUGGACAUCCUGGAGAACCUCAACUACUACUCGGUGGGCUGGGUGGACUGGAACAUGGCGAUGGACACCAACGGCGGACCACACUGGAUUGGAGCCAAUCUGGACUCCCCAAUAAUCGUCAAUGCAACUGCCGACGAGUUCUACAAGCAGCCCAAAUUCUACGCGCUGGCGCACGUGAGCAAGUUCUUCAAGCGCGGAGACGUGCGCGUCGACGCCAUCCCCACAUUGGACACGAUCAAGGCCGCUGCCGUGACCAAGCCCGACGGUUCCGUCGCAGUCGUCGUCAUUAACUUGGCGGAAGACUUCCAGGGCAUCAGCAUCUCGGUAGACGGGACGCGCUUCAUCAACACAGUCCUCGCAUCUAAAAGCUUCAACAGCUUUAUUGUACCUCCUGAGUGAAUGUUUGAUUUCACGUGCCGCCGCUAAAUACUACACAUUUGGAAUAAAGAUGAACCAAAUAUUGUUGUAAUAAUUUUGUGCAUAGGCCGAUCCAGUUAUUCUCUUUCGUUUUCUACAAUUGUGUUUUAGAAGAUCCAGUAUUAAAUUAAAAGUUUGUUAUUUAAAAAAUACAUAUGCAUCACAAGCAAUUUAAAGCAGAUUUCUGAACUUUAAUUUUAUGUUUUUAGCAUCAGCAAUAAUACUUAUUUCAUUGAAGCAGCAAAUACCCGAUAGAAUGAAACAGUUUUUCGUUCAACCGAGGCACUAUAUACAGAUAAGUAGCACAGAUAAAUUGAGAGAGGUUGAACUGGAAUGAUGUAAUUAAGGCACAUGCAAGCAUGAAGGUCAAAACGUAACAAAU